AUGGUCUUCGGGAUGAACUAUCUAGAAUCAGUCACUGUAGCUACUACAAAUUGGAAGCAGCUGCUCAAGAAAGACCCUCAACCAAUUAAAUCGCUACAGUUCAAAAGAAUUAAAAAGAUCCAGAAACUCCAAAACAUACUACUACGGUUGAUUCCUAACACAUGGUUUGAUUUUUGUUCUGCAGGAAAAGAAGUUUGUUUUGAACGAGUUGGCUGUUUUAGAGAUGGUUUACCUUGGACUGGGACAUUGGAAAGGCGAUUUGCCGGGUUACCAUGGCCUCCAGAAGAAAUAAAUACCCGCUUUCUUCUCUACACUCGAGACAAUCCUAAAAACUUUCAAGAAAUCAGUGCUGUAAAUCAUGCAACGAUCCAACGCUCCCAUUUUAGAAUGGACAAGAUAAGUCGCAUUAACAUACCUGGAUGGAAAACGGAUGGGAAAUGGCAGAGACACAUGUGCAACGUGUUACUGGAAGCUGAAGAUGUGAACUGCAUUAAUUUAGACUGGCUCAAUGGAUCCUUAGAAUACAACACUGCGGUUAACAACCUUCGGGUAGUGGGGGCUGAAGUGGCCUAUUUUAUAGAUGUUCUCAUGAAAGUAUUUGGAUAUUCCCCUUCUAAAGUGCAUCUGAUUGGCCAUAGCUUGGGAGCCCACCUUGCAGGAGAAGCUGGGUCAAGGCUGCGAGGCAUCGGAAGAAUAACUGGAUUGGAUCCGGCUGGGCCCUAUUUUCAUAAUACUCCGAAUGAAGUCAGAUUAGAUCCAUCAGAUGCAGAAUUUGUUGACGUUAUUCAUACUAAUGCCGCUCGUUUUCUCUUUGAGUUUGGCGCUGGAACAAUUAAUGCCUGUGGUCACCUUGAUUUUUAUCCUAAUGGUGGGAAGCAUAUGCCAGGAUGUGAUGAUCUGAUUACGCCAUUUUUCAAACUUGAUUUCAAUUCCUUCAAGAGAGAAGCGGCUUCCUUCUUUGACUGCCAUCAUUCCCGGAGCCACCGCUUUUAUUCAGAGAGUAUCCUCAAUCCUGAUGCAUUCAUUGCUUAUCCCUGUAGAACAUAUGACUCCUUUAAAGUAGGAAAUUGUUUCCAUUGCCCUAAAGAGGGGUGUCCGACAAUGGGCCACUACGCCGACAGAUUUCCUCUCAGAACCGAGAAACCGAAUCAGUCAUUUUAUUUUCUGAAUACAGGAACCCUUCCUCCAUUUGCCAGUUGGAGGCACAAAUUGUCUAUCAAAAUCAGUGGAAAUAACAUCACACAGGGAAGACUAUACAUCACCUUGAAUGGAACCAAAGGGAAAACAAAACCUUAUGAAAUUGCCAGUGGAAAACUCCAGCCUGGCAUCACUUAUAAGAAGUUCAUUGAUUCAGACACAAAUGUGGGGAACGUCACAAAUAUUGAAUUCCUCUGGAAUAAGCGUGGAGCGAGACAAGCUCAGGACACGUUUAGAAUAGAGAAGGUGACAGACGUGUCUGGAAAACACGAAUAUGAGACUGCCUUUUGUAGCAAUGACACCGUGGAUCCCGGCAUCAUCCGGAUUCUCACCCCAUGCUAA
Ornithorhynchus anatinus (platypus) is the source of this 1539-nucleotide messenger RNA. Its product is annotated as pancreatic lipase-related protein 3-like. Gene Ontology annotation, biological process: lipid metabolic process. NCBI's taxonomy places the organism in Eukaryota, Metazoa, Chordata, Mammalia, Monotremata, Ornithorhynchidae. The coding region runs from base 1 to 1539 and encodes 512 amino acids. Gene Ontology annotation, molecular function: triacylglycerol lipase activity; protein binding. The transcript has 13 exons. The record is from RefSeq and is a predicted model, not a curated record.